AUGUUAAGAUCCUUAUUAUCGAUAUCAAUACCUUCGAGGUGCUACCAGAAAGUAGCAGCCUCUUCAGGCAAAAGAAUUCCUAUAUAUCCACCAGUCGACCAAGCUUCGACCUUAAAAACAGGAACUUUACUAAACAAACUGGCGGACAUCGAAGUUGAUACAAGGCUGGAUCCUCUAGGAUGGAGACGGAAGCUAUUACAGAAGGGACCAAAGGAGUCUGUAAGUUCGGGAGAUAUUGUGAGAGUUGUAUAUGAUUCUAAGAAAUGUUCGAAUGAUAAUUUUGUUGGAUAUGUGAUAUCUGUAGAUAGAAAAAAAUAUGACCAAGAUGCCUCUCUUCUGUUGAGAAAUCAAAUAGCAAAGACAUAUGUUGAAUUGAGAGUUCCAGUGUUCUCACCACUUGUGGAGAGAAUUGAUUUAUUGAGAAAGAAUAACGGAAAGAGAAAGAGAAACAAGCAUUACUACAUUAGAGGAACCAAAUUGGAUGUUCCUGAUUUGGAAGCCGGUAUGAGGAAAAAGAAAUAG
This is a messenger RNA of Naumovozyma castellii, 522 nucleotides long. It is a transcript of the gene IMG1, whose product is annotated as mitochondrial 54S ribosomal protein bL19m. The record is from RefSeq and is a predicted model, not a curated record. The coding region runs from base 1 to 522 and encodes 173 amino acids. Lineage: Eukaryota; Fungi; Ascomycota; Saccharomycetes; Saccharomycetales; Saccharomycetaceae. The transcript has a single exon.